AUGGACAAUGACACCUCGGACAGUCUUCUGCUACCGGAUGGCCGAAAGCUUGGAUAUACGCAGUACGGCUCGCCGACAGGGCGUGCUGUCUUUUUCAUACAUGGCCAUCCAGGAUCCCGCUUCGAGGGCGCCCAUCUCCAUGAUCUUGGCUUGAAAUUAGGGGCCCGGAUCAUCACUCCAGAGAGACCUGGAAUGGGUUUGAGCUCGCCACAGCCCGGUCGAACACUUCUUAACUGCCCAAAAGAUGUGGAACACCUGGCAAAUCAUCUCAAGUUGGAGAGCUAUGGUGUCCUGGGAGUCUCAGGCGGUGGGCCAUAUGCGCUGGCUUGCGCCUACGCACUACCUAGGGACAAGCUUAAAUGUGUUUCAAUCGUCUGCGGCCUUGGGCCUGUAUACGAAAUUGGUAUGAAAGGGGCGCGCUGGGUGAACUGGAUCGGGUUCGCAUUUGGGUAUCGAUACACCCCCGCCUUCAUUAAUCGGUGGUUUUGGCAGUCGCAAACAUGUGGCCGCUUGGACCUGAGUGACGAGGAGCGCCUUGAGCGUCAUAUGAAAGAAUUUUCAAAGCCAAAGACGGUGGCCGAUCAGAAAGACUUUGAAUCCAUGACAAACGAAGUCAAUGCCCGGCGUUUUUUACGCUCGACUCGGGGAGCCUUCGCUCAUGGGUAUGAUGGAGCGCUGCAGGAUGGGAGGGUGCUGAGCACAGACUUUGGUUUCCGCAUCGAGGAUAUUCGUCCCGGCGUGCCUGUGCAGCUGUGGUAUGGGAAGUUGGAUGUCAACGUUCCGCUCAACCAUGGGGAAACGAUAGCCAAACGUUUGGGUGACCGAGCAGUCCUCAGAGUCGAGGAUGAGACACAUGCAAGCAUCUUUUUCAACUGGAGGGAACAGUUCCUAGGAGACUUGGUAAGGAACAUUUGA
Molecule: messenger RNA, 915 nt
Organism: Cladophialophora psammophila CBS 110553
Lineage: Eukaryota; Fungi; Ascomycota; Eurotiomycetes; Chaetothyriales; Herpotrichiellaceae
Exons: 2
Coding region: 1-915 (304 amino acids)
Source: RefSeq, a predicted model, not a curated record